Molecule: messenger RNA, 2165 nt
Organism: Puntigrus tetrazona (Sumatra barb)
Lineage: Eukaryota; Metazoa; Chordata; Actinopteri; Cypriniformes; Cyprinidae
Gene: cux2a
Product: cut-like homeobox 2a
Exons: 12
Coding region: 370-1938 (522 amino acids)
Biological process (GO): regulation of DNA-templated transcription
Molecular function (GO): DNA-binding transcription factor activity, RNA polymerase II-specific; DNA binding
Source: RefSeq, a predicted model, not a curated record
AUUGGCUGUGGCCGUCCUCUCCUCGGCUCUGGUCUGAUGUGAGUCUGCUGAAGCUCUGCUGGAAACACGCCGCUAUCAGGAGCACGUCCACAAACUCAUGGAUCUGUGUGUGUUUGCUGCAGCGCCACCAACGUCUGAUUUGGAGACGAUGGUCGCGUCGAGAGAUCGUGACCUUCACCGUCUGGAACAGGAAGUGCGACGGCUUCAGCGUCUCCUGCAGGAAGUCCAGGUGCGAUCGGCCAAUCGCGUCGCUCUGCUGGAACAGCAGCUGGCCAGUAAAUCCCAGCACAUAGAGAGACUUCAGGCCGAGCUCCAGAACCAGCGGGACCACGGAAGAUCCGGACCGAGCUCAGGACUCUCCGAGCGCUGAUGCAAAGCACUGAAGUAGUUUCGGUUUCUGAUGUCAGGAGCAUCUCUGUUGAUGAAGAUCCUGUGAUCCAGAAAGAAAGGACAGAGUUUCAUCCGUGCGCUGGAGAAGAAGAAGCCCUGAAUGAAUCCUCUUCAUGGUCUCUGAGCGUCCAGAGCUUCAUCAAAGAGGAGACCGACUGUGGUGAAGACGAGGAGGAGUGUGACACGGCUCGAUUAGCUCGGCGGGUGAAGGACGCUCUUCAGCGGCUCAACAUCGGUCAGCGGGUGUUCGGUCACUACGUGCUCGGCCUCUCUCAGGGGACCGUCAGCGACAUCCUGGCCAGACCCAAACCCUGGAGCAAGCUGACCAGCAGAGGAAGAGAACCCUUCCUCAGAAUGAAGCACUUCCUGUCUGACGAGCGCAGCAUCCGAACGCUCGGCGCCAUCCAGGAGACACUGAGAGGCGUCUUGGUGUCGUGGGCCGCUCCUGAAAGAAGCUCAGAAGACGUGAUCAAGAAGGUUCUGGAUCAGAGACGUCUGCAGAUGCUGGAUAUUAAUGACGAUGAUGACGAUGAUGAAGGCAGCAGGCGGGAUGGAGACUCAUCAGAUGACAUCAUCAGGAGCAUCCUGCAGCAGGCCAGACACGAGACGCAGACGGAGACGGCCCGGCGGGGAGGAGAGGAUUCUGGGACGCCGGAGCCCAGCGCUCGGUCCACGGCUGAUUUUGUCCAAAGCAUCAUUCAGAAAGUCAAGUGUGAACUAAAAGAAGACCCAGGGCCCUCAGCUCCUCCAGCGGGUCCGGGGCCGGAGCCUCAGAGACCUCGCUCCUGUCCCAUCAGCAGCGGCUCUGAGCUUCACGCUCUGUGUCUGGACACACUCCACAUCACACACAGAGUCAAAGAAACACUCAGCACCAACAACAUAGGUCAGAGAGUGUUUGGUGAAGAGGUUUUGGGUUUAACACAGAGCUCGGUGUCUGAACUGCUGUCACAUCCCAAACCCUGGAAGAAACUCAGUCUGAAGGGAAAGGAGAACUUCAUCCGCAUGCAUCUGUGGCUCCAAGACCCUCAAAACAUCCAGAAGAUCAAGGAUAAGAAGAAGAUGGACCAUAGAGCUCGUCUGAAGCGUGUUCUGACCGGAUCAGGGGGUUCCUCUCAGAGGUGGCUGGACGCAGGAGCUCAGGGGUUUAGUGAUGACCGGGGCCGGUGCGAGGCCACGAAGAGGCCGAGGGUGAUCCUCAGCGCUCCGGAGAGAGAAGCACUGCUGGAGACGUAUCGGACGGAGCCGUAUCCGUCUCAGAUCACCGUCGAGAGGCUCGCGGCACGGCUGGGUCUGAACACCAGCACUGUUAGCAACUGGUUCUACAACUACAGGUCUAGACAUAGACAAGAUGUUCUUUCUGCUCCAGGAGAACCCAGAACUUUUCCGAGUCCAGUCGUUCGUAGUCCGGUUUCAGCCGGUGUAGACCGAAUCAAACAGGAGCCCAGUGAUGGAGAGACGGAGGACACGGAUCUGCUCGGACACGUCUCUGUCGGCGUACAGUCCAUCUCCAGAGUGAAGACCGAGAGAGAGGAAGAUCUCUUCUCCUAAACAAUGAAGAAAACGUCUCCCUGAUGAGCUCCAAAUCUGUCUUUUUUUAUUCAGAAUUUAAUUUCAGGAAUAAGUAAACCCUGACUGGCCAGAUUGGUUUAUAUUUUUUUUUAGCGUGACUGAAGAAUAAUUGUUGGUUGUAUAGUUGUUUGAUAACUACUUGUAUAAGUUCAUUUAUAUUCGGUCUGGUUUGGAGACUAAAUGGUACAUGGGAAAGUUUGCUAAUA